Molecule: messenger RNA, 2194 nt
Organism: Brassica napus (rape)
Lineage: Eukaryota; Viridiplantae; Streptophyta; Magnoliopsida; Brassicales; Brassicaceae
Product: glutathione S-transferase T3-like
Exons: 1
Coding region: 486-1679 (397 amino acids)
Source: RefSeq, a predicted model, not a curated record
AAAAGAUGAUAUGAAAUGUAAAAAGUGUAGUUUAGGAUGUUGAAAAAUUCUGACCAUUGUACAUAGUCUUAGACCAAGUGCAAUGGCGUGUUGAAAAAAUUAAUUCAACAGUUGACCAAAUGCAGUGGUGUGUUUAAUCAAACGUUUAAAAUGAUUUGGCACACAACUAGCUGAAAAAAUUAAACCCGUUGAGAGGGAGAGAGACAGUCUGAUGUGGCAUAGUUCCAUUGGCCAAAGAGAAAGUGGUUCUGCCGACUUUUCUUUGAUUGGCUGUGUUUUAGUUUUUUUUUUUUCCUCUUCUACAUUAUUUCAUUCAAUUAUUGUAUAUUAAAAUAUUUAUUUUAAAAAAAAAUUAUAUCAAAAUUUAUCAUAUUUCAUACUCUAUAAAUAGAGACUUGUUUCAUUAGAUUUGGACACAGAAAAAAAAACCAUCUUUAGCCUCUCAUAACUCUCGUUUCUAUAUUUUUUCUAUCUUCUUUGAAAAAAUGGAUCCCAACCAAAACUCUUCUAAUAACAUCCAAAACCCUUCAAACAACCCUUUUAACUAUCCGAAUCCCAACAACUAUCUAUUCCAAAAUCCGUUUCCUAACCCCAACCAACCCCAAAACAUACCAAAUUAUGGUUUUCCACCAAGUUUUUUCACGCCAUCGGCUGUUCCAAACUACCAUCCAUAUUAUGGUUCGCCAAUGUCAUAUUCAUCUCAACCACCCACUUAUUCUUCUACUCCAACGGAUAAGGAAAUUGCUUCGAAUGUUGGAGCAACUGAAUUUCCCGAGUUUUCUACACAAAUGACUCUUGGUGGUAUAAGUGGGGUUAAUGAAGCAACUCUUGGAGCAGACAGUUCAGCCUCUGCUACCCGAAAAAGCGUCAAAUGGACAACUGAGCAAAAUUUGGUGCUAUUGAGUGGGUGGAUCAAAUACGGAACAAACAGCGUUGUUGGCAGAAACCAGAAAAGUGAAUCAUUUUGGGGCAAAAUUGCUGAGUAUUGUAAUGAACAUUGCUCAUUUGAUCCUCCGCGCAGUGGAGUUUCAUGCAGAAAUCAUUACAACUACAUAAACCAAAAAUUGUCAAAAUGGAUUGGCGCUUACGAUAACGCUAAGCGUAUGCAACAAAGUGGGUGGUCGGAGCAAGAUGUAUUGGCGAAAGCGCAAGAAAUCUAUUCAGGUGGUGGUACCGGAAAUUUCAAUUUAAUGAAAGAAUGGAUCGCUGUCCGUGAUCAACCACGUUAUGGUAGUCAAGUUGGAGGGAAUAGUGGCUCUAAAAGCAGUGGAUCUAAGAGAGCCCACGAUAGUGAUGCUAGUGACUCUAACUCUGUUGGAUCCACUGCUCGUCCAAUGGGAAGGGAUGCAGCAAAGAAAAAAGCUAAAAAGAAAGGCAAGAGCGUAGCCCUGGAAGUGGUCAACGAAGAUUUUAAUGAAUUCAAACAAAUCAAGGCUCAAGAGUUUGAACGCUUGGAAAAAUUAGCCAUGUUGCAAGAGGAGGCAAACGAAAGGCGAAAGGAGGCAAUCCAAAGGCAAGAGGAGGCAAACCAAAGGCAAGAGGAGGCAAAUCAAUUGAUGAAAGAAAAAACUCGGGCUAAGAAGAUGAAGAUGUGGCUGAAGCUAAGUGAAAAGGAACAUCUCAAUGACCAGAGCAACGAGUUGUUCCAACAGUUGAGCUACGAAUUAUUUGGAAAAUAAUUGUAGUCACAAGUGGUUUCUGCAUCAUCCCACUCCAUGCUUGUCUGCACCAUGUCACUUCAUGCUUUUGUAAUGUUUGUUGUAAUUUUCUCCUUUAAUAAUGUUGUUGUCUGUUGAUGUUUUAAUAAUGUAUUGUUAUGUUAUGGUUUAAUAAUAUAAAAUCUUAUCCGUCAAUUUCGGUUUUAAAUGGGAGAAUCUUAUCUUAUAAUCACUCAACAUGGUUAAUAAAGCUGUCGAGUGCCCGUGACUUUUCAAUCAAUGCUAUCCGUCAAUUUCGGCUUUAAAUGGGAGAAUCUUAUCUUCUAACCACUCAACACGAUUUAAUAAUGUUGUCGAGUGCCCGUGACUUUUCAAUCAAUGCUAUCCGUCAAUUUCAGUUUUAAAUGGGAGAAUCUUAUCUUCUAACCACUCAACACGAUUUAAUAAUGCUGUCGAGUGCCCAUGACUUUUUCUUCAAUGUAAAAAUCUUAUCCUCCAACCACUGAACAUGAUCUAUCGAUUUCAUUGUCUUAUAA